This is a messenger RNA of Dendrobium catenatum, 1314 nucleotides long. RefSeq names its product amino acid permease 4. Gene Ontology annotation, cellular component: plasma membrane. The record is from RefSeq and is a predicted model, not a curated record. NCBI's taxonomy places the organism in Eukaryota, Viridiplantae, Streptophyta, Magnoliopsida, Asparagales, Orchidaceae.
GAGGAGCAAAGGUGAAGAUCUGUGGAGCCAUUCAGUAUGUCAAUCUCUUCGGCGUCGCCAUUGGUUACACCAUUGCAGCUUCUAUCAGUAUGGCGGCGAUAAAGAAGUCGAACUGUUUACAUGCAAAUAAAGGAAAGGGCGAUAAAUGCCACAUGUCAACCAACAUGUAUAUGAUGAUAUUUGGGAUUACAGAGAUACUUUUCUCUCAGAUUCCGGACUUCGAUCAGGUCUGGUGGCUCUCCAUAGUUGCAGCAGUGAUGUCCUUCACUUACUCCACUGUUGGGCUUAGCUUAGGAAUUGCUCAAGUUGCAGAGAAUAAAGGUUUCCGAGGUAGUCCCUUAGGUAUCAGCAUAGGAGCAAUAACCAAAGCUGGAACUGUGACCCCAACUCAAAAGGUGUGGAGGAAUCUGCAAGCUCUCGGGGACAUUGCCUUUGCCUACUCAUACUCUAUCAUCCUCAUUGAAAUCCAGGAUACAAUAAAAUCACCUCCGGCCGAGAACAAGACCAUGAAGAAAGCUACGCUACUGAGCAUAGCGAUUACCACCUUGUUCUACCUGCUAUGUGGUUGUAUGGGCUAUGGAGCCUUUGGAGAUGUUGAAACACCUGGUAACCUCCUCACCGGCUUUGGAUUCUACAACCCUUAUUGGCUCCUUGACAUUGCAAAUCUCGCUAUUGUCAUCCAUCUUGUUGGUGCCUAUCAGGUUUACUGCCAGCCUCUCUUCGCUUUCAUAGAGAAAUGGGCUUCAAAAAGAUGGCCAAAUAAUGAGUUCAUCACCCACGAAUAUGAGGCAACGAUUCCUUUACUAAGCUUCAAGCUGAAGCUCAAUCUCUUCCGACUAAUUUGGAGAACAGUCUUUGUAAAUUCAACUACAGUUAUCUCUAUGUUGAUGCCUUUCUUCAACGACGUUGUCGGCAUUUUGGGAGCUUUUGGCUUCUGGCCUUUGACUGUUUACUUUCCAGUCGAAAUGUACAUUGCACAGAAGAAGAUCAGAAGAUGGACAGGUAGAUGGGUGGGACUUCAGGUGCUCAGCUUGUCGUGUCUUGUCGUGUCACUUGCUGCUGCUUGUGGCUCGGUUGCUGGUGUUAUACUUGAUCUUAAGAACUACCAUCCCUUCAAAUCUACUUAUUAGCUUUAAAUAAUAGUAAUUAUGAUGAUAAUGAAUAUGAUCAUGAUAAUAAUCCUCUUGCUUAGUCAUGCUUAUUACGCGCGCAGGGGUGAAAGGAAUAAAUGUAUGAUUAACUGGUUUUGAGGUCUUUUGUGCUAAUUUCCUCUCUCCUUUUUGUAGAUCAAUAAGAUGUUUUGAUUUCAUUCAA